Messenger RNA from Leptosia nina, 915 nucleotides. NCBI's taxonomy places the organism in Eukaryota, Metazoa, Arthropoda, Insecta, Lepidoptera, Pieridae. The record is from the annotation of a GenBank genome assembly.
AUGGCGGAUAAAGGACCAGUAGCAAUGAUUGAUCCGUCGCAACUAAUGCGACCAGAGCCCACCUUCAACGACAAACCCCUUCAGGCUUACCGCGACUACACCAUAGAUGACACAGACCCGAUCAAGGAGCGCGUGCGCAGAACAUACUACGAGAUGCACAGCAAGAUGACUGUUGAUUUAUUUAAGGAGAAACGCGAGAAGUGGUUGAAAUUUAAUCACUUCAAAGCGACAGUGAAAGAUGCCCUCAUCCGUCUCAACGAAGUCGUGGAUGAGUCAGACCCUGACCUCGACCUACCAAACAUUGUUCACGCCUUUCAGACAGCCGAGAGAAUCAGACAUGACCAUCCUGAUGAUGACUGGUUCCAUCUGACUGGCUUGAUUCACGAUUUGGGAAAGGUAAUGGCACUGUAUGGAGAACCACAAUGGUGCGUAGUGGGAGACACCUUCGCCUUGGGUUGCAAAUGGGCUGAUGCGAUCGUAUACGGCCCAGAAAGCUUUAAGAACAAUCCCGACACUUACAAUCCGAAAUACAAGCAAGUAUCGAUUUGCACUAAGAAAAAAAACUUUGUAACAACUACUUUAUACGGUAUGUACAAACCCCACUGUGGCCUGGACAACCUGCUGAUAUCGUGGAGUCACGACGAAUACUUGUACCAGUUCCUUAAGCACAACAAGAGCACCAUUCCCGAAGAAGGCUUGGUGAUGAUCAGGUACCACUCCUUCUACCCGUGGCAUUCUGGAGGUGAAUACCGACAUUUGACCAAUGAAAAGGAUGUAGAGACCCUCAAACACGUUACGGAAUUCAACAAAUACGAUCUUUACACCAAGAGUGAGAAAAUCCCUGAUAUUGAGGCGCUCUGGCCCUACUAUGAAAAACUUAUCGAGAAAUAUAUUCCCGGUGUUUGCGAAUGGUAG